Molecule: messenger RNA, 2264 nt
Organism: Nelumbo nucifera (sacred lotus)
Lineage: Eukaryota; Viridiplantae; Streptophyta; Magnoliopsida; Proteales; Nelumbonaceae
Source: RefSeq, a predicted model, not a curated record
CAAGGGAGAGAGAGAAGGAGAGAAGCUUUGCUUUUGCUAUUUAUUGUGUUGUGUGGAGUAGAGCCUAUAAAAAUAUCGAACGAGAUGAUAUCUUGUCGCUCUUCUUGUUGGUAAGUUGUAAUCUCCAUGAGAGCUCUGGUUUGGAGAUUCGAGAUCUGUUACCAAGUUUGAAUUCGAAAAGGAAGGAAAGAAAGAAGAGAUCCAUCUUAAUCUCACGCAGACUUUAGGUGAGAUCUCCAUUUUUUACUGGCUUUCAAAGUUAUACGUACUAGACGAAAUUCAUGAUCUCUGUGUGUCGUUUCAAUUCGCAUAUUGCAGUAGGAACGUAGAGAAGAGGAAUUGAAUCGAUAUCGGAUUUUGUGUUUUGGGUUUUGUUUAGACUUGAUCAUGCAGCCUUGCAGUAGAGAAAUGCAAGGAAUGGCUUCCCUAUCUCAAAUGGCUCUUCAGGAGCUCCAAAAUGGUCAGCAACAGCAGCAGCAGAUGCCCAACCCGCAGCAGAUGCACCAGGUUCAAGGUUCCCACUUCGAUCACUCCUCUCACGAUGAUUUUCUCGAGCAAAUGCUCUCUAAUCUCCCUUGGACUGACCUUCCUGGAAACCCUAAAUCUCCCUGGGACCUUAACCCUCAAAACCCUAACGGCAACGCCGCACCCAACAAUAACGGCACCAAUAACACUGCCACCAAUCAGAAGCUCUUUAACAUCCCAAUCGGCGCUUCAAACGGGAAACCCAGAGACUUAACCGAAGACCAGUCGUCGUCGCAACCGGAAAGCCUUCACUACGGUUUCGACGACUCCACGCUCCUCGCGUCACGUCUCCGUCAGCACCAGAUAAGCGGGAAUUCUCCGGCAGCCAAAUCGAUGGCUUUUCAGCAACAGUUACUUCUUUCGAGGGGUGUUGGCGGUGGCGCUGGAAUGCCGAGAUUGCCGACGUCUGUUCCCGGAGCUGCCUCUCUCGGCGCCGAGUCGGGGCUUCUGCAGCUUCCAUUAAGCUUAGGCAGUGCUGAUUCCUCUGAUUCCCGCCUCCUCGUCGACCGAUCCCGCGACGAUGUUGUCGAUGCUUCCUUUAAAUCACCAAACCCCAACGGAGAGGCUUCUGUUCAAGGGCUCUAUAACGGAUUCGCCGGAUCUCUGCCUCGAACCGGUCAGACACCAAACCAGCAGCAUUUCCACCAUCUUCAGACCGGAUCGAUGUCAACACAAAAUUUCGGUGCACCGGCAGCGACGGGAAUGAACCAAGCACCGCCAGCGGCGGGGGCGCCAGCAGGUGGCGCCGCUCCCCAGCGGCAGAGAGUUAGGGCGAGGAGAGGCCAGGCUACCGACCCACACAGCAUCGCCGAAAGAUUACGGAGGGAGAGAAUCGCAGAAAGAAUGAAAGCUCUGCAGGAACUUGUGCCCAAUGCCAAUAAGACUGACAAGGCAUCGAUGCUGGACGAGAUCAUCGACUACGUGAAAUUCCUCCAGCUUCAAGUCAAGGUUCUGAGCAUGAGCAGAUUGGGCGGUGCAGCAGCUGUUGCUCCCCUCGUGGCUGAUAUUUCCUCCGAUGGAGGAGGUGACUGUAUUCAGGCGAGUGGAGGACGGAGCGGUAACGGCAACCAGACGGCGUCGUCGAACGACAGCCUAACGAUGACGGAGCAUCAGGUGGCGAAGCUAAUGGAGGAGGACAUGGGGUCGGCGAUGCAAUACUUGCAAGGGAAAGGCCUCUGUCUCAUGCCAAUCUCCCUUGCCACCGCCAUCUCAACCGCCACGUGUCACACCAGGAACCCGACCAAUGGCAACAACCCUCUUCUCUCCUCCAACGCCGAGGGCCCUUCGUCACCCAGCUUGUCCGUUCUGACUGUGCAGUCGGCGACUAUGGGGAACGGAGGGGGAGAGGCUUCCGUUAAAGACGCCACCUCCGUUUCAAAACCGUGAGAAGAACAAGGAAAGAAGACUGGCCGACAGACACAGAAGGAGAGAAACGUGUGCUGAACAACCAAGGGAAAAGAAAAAGAAAGGUUGAGAAAAAGGAAAGGGAAGUUUGAAGGGGGGCGUCAAGUCUACUAAAAUAAGGUGGUCUCUGGUGUUUGACGCCGUAUUUACAUAGACUUGGCUUUGUAGUACAACUUCCACCCAAACCCGAGAACCAUUUUUAAUCCUUCUCUCUCUGCUUACUGCUUCUUCAGUUGUUUAUUAAUUUAUUUUUGUUUAUUUUAAUUUUGUCGUUUUAUUAUGAAGUGAAAUGUUUAAUCUAAAUAAAAUGAUAAUUAUGGCGAUGAUUAAAAUUA